CCGCGCGCGCGAAGCGCCGACCAAUGCAUUGUUGGUGCCAACGCGGAGGAUAUCGAGCCAUUUUUGCAGCAGUCGCAGCAUGGCCCACCUCGUCUCCGUGCGCAACCUGGCGCCGGGCAUCUCGGCCGAGAAGCUCCGGUCGGCCUUCAAGAAGUUUGGCAAGGUCGCCUCGGUCAACGUCAACGACGAUGGCACCGGCUCGAUCAUGUAUGAGAAGGCGAACAGCGCGUCGAGCGCGACGCAGUCGAUGAACAGAUCGGUCGUCUUUGGCAAGCGCUUGCAAGUGACCACAGGCGAAUUCAAGGAGGCGGCGGCGCCGGCUGGGGCGGCCCCGGUUGCGGAGCGGCGCGCCUUUCUUGGGCGCGGCGACAAGUUGAUCGCGUACAAGAAGUCCAGGACGCUCUGUGCCACGGUGUCCUUGGGCGGCGUGUGCACGCACGGCGACGACUGUCUCUUCAGCCACGACCCCGAGAACGCGCUCACCAAGUCGGACAACCUGUGCCGCAACUUUGCCAAGACGGGCAAGUGCCCCCACGGCGACCGCUGCCUCUUCAGCCAUGACCCGACGAUCGACAAGCGGUCGAUCUACAAGUGCCGCAACGUUGAGAAGUAUGGCGAGUGCACUCGCCCCGACUGCGCGUACAAACACCCGCACAAGCGCACGACCGACGCGCCCGAGCCGCCGGCCGCCAAGAAGCUCAAGAUCGCGUCCGUCCCCAAGAGCCAGCGCGCGCCCAUGCCGACAACGACAACGACAACGACGCCGGCACCAACGUCUGCCGCGUCGUCGAAGGCGCCCAUGUGCGCCGAGUGCAUCACGGCGCCGGCGACGCUUCUCUGCGCGCAGUGCGAAGAGCACUACUGCACGACGUGCGAUGCGACGGCCCAUGCGUCGCGCGUCAUGUCCAAGCACACGCGCACGGCGCUCGCCGUCCCUGUGGUCUGCGCCGAGUGCCGCACUAGCGCCGCGUCCGUCCGCUGCACCAAGUGCGAACUCGACUUUUGCUCGGGCUGCUCGUGGAAGAUCCACGAGUUCCGCGUCUUCCGCAGCCAUCGCCGCGAAGCUAUUGGCACGACGUCGUCGAGCGACGAGUCGGAUCAAGAAGAGAAGCAAGACGUCGAGAAGGUCGAAGAAGCCAAGGACGUGGCCAUGGAAGACGAAAGCGAAGAGGAAGAAGCCGCGCCAGUGCAAGCGACGCUGGUGCCCAAGAAGCCGAUCAUCCGACCGAUGCCCAAGAUGGUCCUCAGCGACGAAAGCAGCAGCGAAGAAGAAGAUGACGUCGCUGCCGUCAAGACGCCGGUCGCUGCCGUCAAGACGCCUGUCGCUGCGGUCAAGACACCUGUCGCUGCGGUCAAGACACCUGUCGCUGCGGUCAAGAAGCCCGUUGUGACGGAGCUGUCGAGCGAAGACGAGAGCGAGGACGAGGUCGCGCCGGCGCAAGCGGCUCCCGCCACAACGCUCAACAGUGAGAGCAGCGACGACGAAGAAGAAGAAGUGGUCGCGCCCAAGAAGGCUUUCGUGCCGGCAACGUUCGCCGCGGUGGCCGCCGCCACGGAGCUCAGUACGGAGAGCGACAGCAGCGACGACGAAGUGACCGCGGCGCCCAAGCAGGCGCUGCAGAAGGCGGUCGCGGCACCGGCCGCGUCGCUGAGCAGCAGCGAUGACGAGAGCGACGACGACGACAUCAAGGUGGUCAAGAAGGCGCCGCUUGCGUCCACGACGACGCACUCGGUCGUCAAGAAGAUCCAGAAUUACGCAGAGUCGGACGCGACGGACGUGCUGCAUCUGAGCCCGGACCUCAACAGCUACGAGCGGCUUUUGGCCCACGACACGGCCGAGAAGCUCGGGCUUGCGCACGUGAGCGUCGGCGACGGCCUCGACCGCCACAUCACGGUCUCCAAAUCGGCCCAGGUCCCCAAGGCCAAGAAGGCAUGGUCAAAGUCGCGCGCGUAAGAACCGCAACCCUGGCUACGAGUAUACUACAACUACACGAUGGAUCCCAAUGCAUUCUUUGAUACACAAACGCUUCGUCAUGCACCCUUGGCCUGCAUACGGAGGGUCGGGACAUUUGCGACCAG
Saprolegnia diclina VS20 is the source of this 2079-nucleotide messenger RNA. RefSeq lists its product as hypothetical. The transcript has 4 exons. The record is from RefSeq and is a predicted model, not a curated record. Gene Ontology annotation, molecular function: zinc ion binding; RNA binding. Lineage: Eukaryota; Oomycota; Saprolegniomycetes; Saprolegniales; Saprolegniaceae. The coding region runs from base 80 to 1954 and encodes 624 amino acids. Gene Ontology annotation, cellular component: nucleolus; nucleoplasm.